Molecule: messenger RNA, 873 nt
Organism: Fukomys damarensis (Damara mole-rat)
Lineage: Eukaryota; Metazoa; Chordata; Mammalia; Rodentia; Bathyergidae
Gene: Polr3gl
Product: RNA polymerase III subunit G like
Exons: 8
Coding region: 146-802 (218 amino acids)
Biological process (GO): transcription by RNA polymerase III
Cellular component (GO): RNA polymerase III complex
Source: RefSeq, a predicted model, not a curated record
AUAGGGAGCGCCGGGAGGCGGGCCAAGAACGCCGCCCGCUUGAGGAAGAGGAGCAAAUUCCAAGUUGGCCUCGGCGUGGGCUCCGUGUGGGGGAGGGGCAGCAGGUUUUUCUCACUGCAGCUCUGAAUAUCCAGGCCCCUCCACCAUGGCCAGCCGGGGUGGGGGCCGGGGUCGUGGCCGCGGCCAGCUGACCUUCAACAUGGAAGCAGUGGGCAUUGGAAAGGGGGAUGCUUUGCCUCCACCCACUCUGCAGCCGUCUCCACUCUUCCCUCCCUUGGAGUUCCGCCCAGUGCCUCUGCCCUCAGGAGAAGAAGGGGAAUAUGUCCUGGCACUGAAGCAGGAGCUACGAGGGGCUAUGAGGCAGCUCCCCUAUUUCAUCCGACCAGCUAUCCCCAAGAAAGAUGUGGAGCGUUACUCAGACAAAUAUCAGACGUCUGGGCCGAUUGACAGUGCCAUUGACUGGAACCCGGACUGGCGGCGUUUACCCCGGGAGCUAAAGAUUCGAGUGCGGAAGCUACAGAAGGAGCGGACAACCAUUCUACUCCCCAAGAGGCCCCCUAAGACCACAGAAGAUAAAGAGGAAACAAUACAGAAACUAGAGACCCUGGAGAAGAAGGAAGCGGAAGUGACGUCAGAGGAAGAUGAGGAGAAAGAAGAAGAAGAAGAAAAGGAAGAAGAGGAGGAGGAGGAGUAUGAUGAGGAAGAACAUGAAGAGGAAACAGACUACAUCAUGUCAUAUUUUGACAAUGGAGAGGACUUCGGAGGUGACAGUGAUGAUAAUAUGGACGAGGCUAUUUACUGAAGAAAAGCCCUCAAUAACACUCACACUUCUCUUUAUUUGGGAUGUAGAGAAUAACUAUUACUUAGUUUUAU